GCCCCAUCGUCCCUGCAGCCUCGCGGGCUGCUGGGCUUUGUGGUUCGCCCGUGCCGCUGGGCCCCUGCUGGGGGUGUCGUCAGGAGCAUGUGCAGACAGCAGCCCAAGCCUUCAGGAUAAUUCCUUCGGCAGCGCUGCUGUAACUGAGUGUGACGAAGACAGAGUCUCUUUACAUGAAGACGAGGACGCUUGCUCCGGGCUCAGAGAUGAAAACAAUAAAGAGAACUACCCACAGGCGGGGGCUCGAAUAGAUGAGCUUGUUCCGCCCUCCCAUGAGGCCCAGCGGCAUGUAGAACAGACCCUGCUGGUGGAUGGAGUGCUGAGACCCACUAUGGGCAACUUCAAGUCCCGAAAGCCCAAGUCUAUCCUCAGAACCGAGAGCGGCCGUAACCAUGGAGAAAGCCAGGAGACAGAGCACGUGGUGCCCAGCCAAUCAGAGUGCCAGGGUAGAGUGGGAACACCAGCUCACGAGAGUCCCCAAAACAGCAUCUUCAGGUGCCAGGAAACAGUGCUACUUCAACCAAGAAUAGACCAGAGGGCUGCCAUUUGGCCAAAGGAUGCUUUUGGAACUCAACAAGACUUACAGGAGAAUUCCUUCCUGAAGCUCCAAGCCCUUGAGUCUGAUCUGUGCUCUGCGUUUCUGACGAACCAAGAAGAAGAUGGCCAGGUGCACGGAGUUAAGGACCCGGCCCCAGCUUCCACCCAGAGCGUGCCCGCCGAUGGCGUGGAUUCUGCAGACCCUGUGCCAGCUCAUAAAGAUGCACAGAGUGAUGCCGACGGUACAGCGGAAGCCCCCCAGUCUGCAGGCACAAGCAGGCUGCUCUAUCACAUCACCGAUGGUGACAAUCCGCUGCUGUCGCCACGAUGCUCCAUCUUCAGCCAAAGUCAGCGCUUCAACUUGGACCCCGAGUCAGCCCCGUCUCCACCCAGCAGCCAGCAGUUUAUGAUGCCACGAAGCUCUUCUCGCUGCAGUGGUGGGGAUGGCAAGGAGCCACAGACUAUCACACAGCUCACUAAGCACAUCCAAAGCCUCAAGAGGAAAAUUCGGAAGUUUGAAGAAAAAUUUGAACAAGAAAAGAAAUAUCGGCCAUCACACGGUGACAAGACUUCAAACCCUGAAGUUCUGAAAUGGAUGAAUGAUUUGGCUAAAGGUCGAAAACAGCUCAAAGAACUAAAGCUGAAACUGUCAGAAGAGCAAGGGAGUACUCCCAAAGGCCCUCGGAGAAACCUGUCCACUGAACAGCCUCAGGUCCCCAGAGAAAAUGGCAAGUUGGAAGCUGUGGGUCCCGAGCCAAGCUCCUCUGGAGAGGAGACUUCAGAUGCUGUGAUGCUGGAGAAAAGAGAACAGAUUCCUCCCCAGGAUGACGUGAAGGUAGCUAAGCAAGACAAGAACCUUAUAAAACCUCUUUAUGACCGAUGCAGAAUUAUCAAGCAAAUUUUGUCAACACCAUCCCUUAUCCCUACAAUUCAGGAGGAAGAGGACUCUGAUGAAGACUGUCCACAGAGAAGCCAACAACCUUCUUUACCAGCUCCAGUGUCCCGCCUUCCUGUCAGUGAUCACCUCACCUAUCCUGAGACAGAGCCUAUAAGGACCCUGCUACCAGAUGAAAAGAAAGAAGGGAAGCAACCAGCUCUCUCCAUGUCCAACUUACACGAGGCCACCAUGCCAGUCCUUCUUGACCAUCUCCGAGAAACUAGGGCUGAUAAGAAGAGGCUACGGAAAGCCCUGCGAGAAUUUGAAGAACAAUUUUUUAAACAGACGGGAAGAAGCCCACAGAAGGAAGACAGGAUGCCAAUGGCAGACGAGUACUAUGAAUACAAGCACAUAAAAGCCAAACUGAGACUAUUAGAGGUCCUCAUCAGCAAGCAGGAUGUGGCCAAAACUAUUUGAAGUUCAGCUCUGAUCACUUCCACCUAGGAUAAAGUCAAGUUUAUUUUCCUCGACUGUUCUUACUAAGUAGUUUUGAUUAACUGAAAAUGGAAGCACUUUAGAGAUAGUAUUAGCUGUUUUUGUUUGUUUGUUUUAUGAAGGAUGAGCUCUUAUAAUUAUACACAAUAAGGCAUUUGAAUAUGGAAACAAUAGAUAAUACUGGGGUCGUCAAAAACAUUCAGCCUCCACGCUAGACUGAAAUCCAUUGUCAAAUACAAUUAUUUAAAAAAAACAGCUGAUAUCUUGUCAAACCUAAAAUAACACAUAGGCAGACUACCUACUUGGGAAAGUUUAUUAGUGCCCCAAAACUGAUUUUACUGAUGUUUGGAAAAGGUGUAGUUUAAAUAAAUUGGUGAGUCAAGGAAAAAUUCUGUUCAUCAUCCAAGGAGGAAAACAGCUAGAAAGGUAAUUUGAGACAACAUCCACACUCUUGUCGUGUACGUCUGUAUGUGUUCAGCACUCUAAAACACACUCAACUGUGUCACUGAGAAUUUCCUAUUAUCUAUUUUAAAAUAGUGCAUUAUUUUAGCUGUUAUUUGAAAAUUUACAUUUCUGGUUACCAAAGUUCGUUUGAAUGGCAUGUGCUUUGUGAGUUAUCUUUGUCUAUAAUUGACAAAUGUUUAUAUUAAAAUAAAAUAUUAAAAUAGGUAUUUUGGAUAGACGUGUCUGCAGUAAUAACCUAAUGUGACUAUAGUAUUAUUGCUGAUUUUCUUGUUUCCUAUAUUAAGAUUAUAUAACUAUUUUUCCAUUGGGAAUAUGCAUCUUUCUUAAUGUUCCAAGGUCUGUACUUUAUAAAGUGAAAUAGCUUUCUUGUGAGCUGCAUUCAUUCUGUACAGGGCAAAAAGCUUGGAAAUCACCAAGAAACCUUUUAUUUGCUUUAUUUAGUGUAUCUUGCUUUUUCUCCAUUCAUUUAAAAACACAUUUAUUGGUCUUGGUUUUUGUAAAAUCAAGUAACAGACAUUUUCUCAUUAUCAACUUUGUUCAUAUUUCUGUUUUCUGUAAUGUUUAAGUAUGGUGUUGGAGAAAU
This is a messenger RNA of Psammomys obesus (fat sand rat), 2957 nucleotides long. It is a transcript of the gene Fam13c, whose product is annotated as family with sequence similarity 13 member C. The record is from RefSeq and is a predicted model, not a curated record. The coding region runs from base 332 to 1891 and encodes 519 amino acids. The transcript has 15 exons. NCBI's taxonomy places the organism in Eukaryota, Metazoa, Chordata, Mammalia, Rodentia, Muridae.